GGCUUUGGCCGCGGCCUAGUGAAGCCGCGGCGUUGGAGGAGGGCCUGUAGCUCCAACAGCAGCAGGGAGGAGGAGCCGGAGCCGGCACAACGGUGCCGCUUGCUGCAGGGUGCGGGAUACCGCCACAUCGCCCCGGCGCUGCGGGAGCAGCCCUGGCAGAGCUGCACGGCGAGCGACCCCUUUCCUGGCGUCCCGCCAUUCCCCAGGGAAGUCCUCUGCCCCUCUGCAUCGCCAUCGGUGCGGCUGGAGGCGGCAGGAGAGGUUUGCAACAAUGGUAAAGGAGGAUACUGUAAAAGACAAUGAAGAUUUUGAGCCAUCAGUAUGUGAGAGAAAUGGCAUGAUUCCCUUGCAUAAGCAAAGUGAGGAGGGACCAGCAGUAGAUGCCAAAGGUACUGGUGGGAAUAUACAAACAGAAGAAACUGCUCUCUUGAAUCACUGUGGUCAGCAACCUCUGGAACCAAAGUCAGGGUCUUCAAUACCUGCAAGAACAUGGAGCCAAAUAUUUACAUGUCCUCCUCAAGGUUUACUGUCCCGAACAGUGACAAAUGUUGCAGUCGUGGUCCUGGUUUGGGCUGUGGUUUGGUCCAUCACUGGGGCCGAGUGUCUCCCAGGUGGAAAUCUGUUUGGAAUUCUGUUUCUUUAUUUUUUUGCUGUCAUCGGAGGGAAAAUUUUUGGAUUCAUCAAAAUACGAACUCUACCCCCUCUCCCUGCUCUUCUGGGGAUGCUACUUUCUGGUUUCCUGAUCCGAAAUGUAUGGUUCAUUAGUGACAUUGUCCAGAUAAAUCUGCACUGGUCGGCAGCACUGAGAAAUAUUGCUCUUUCAAUUAUCUUGACCCGAGCAGGACUUGGCCUAGAUCCAAAGGCUCUUAAGAAGCUCAAAGCAGUCUGUUUACGGCUUUCCUUUGGACCAUGCAUCUCAGAAACAUGCACAGCUGCUGUUUUUGCCUACUUGCUCAUGCAUUUGCCAUGGCAGUGGGGAUUUAUUUUAGGUUUUGUUCUAGGUGCAGUCUCCCCUGCUGUGGUGGUUCCCUCAAUGCUGAUUUUACAAGCUGGGGGAUAUGGGGUGGAGAAAGGUGUCCCAACUUUGCUAAUGGCAGCCGGCAGCAUUGAUGACAUUCUGGCUAUCACAGGCUUCAACACCUGCCUUGGAAUAGCUUUCUCUUCUGGUUCUACUCUGUACAAUGUUCUCCGUGGGGUACUGGAGGUUGCUGUUGGCAUAGCAGCUGGGGGGAUUCUGGGAAUGUUUAUUCGAUACUUCCCAAGCCACGAUCAGGUGUCUCUGGCAUGGAAGAGAUCAUAUUUUGUACUUGGGCUGUCCAUGUUUGCUGUUUUUGGCAGCAUCUACUUUGGCUUCCCUGGAUCAGGAGGGCUCUGCACAUUAGUCUUAGCUUUUGUUGCAGGUGUUGGAUGGUCUGAGGAAAAGAAAGAAGUAGAAAAAAUUGUUGCUGUUGCAUGGAAUAUCUUUCAACCUUUUCUUUUUGGUUUAAUUGGUGCAGAAGUAUCUGUUACAUCUCUUAGGCCUGAAACUGUUGGACUCUGUGUUGCUACAUUGGGCAUUGCCCUCCUUGUGCGAAUCAUAGCAACGUUCCUGAUGGUGUGUUUUGGUGGGUUUAAUUUCAAGGAGAAAAUAUUUAUCUCAUUGGCAUGGAUUCCCAAGGCCACUGUCCAGGCUGCAAUAGGCUCUCUUGCCUUGGAUACAGCAAGAAGUCAUCAGGAUGAGCAACUGGAAAAGUAUGGAUUGGAUGUACUGACAGUAGCUUUCUUGGCUAUCUUAAUCACUGCUCCAGUUGGAGCUCUGGUUAUUGGUUUGGCAGGGCCCAGACUUUUGCAGAAGGCUCAGACAAAUAGCAAGGAGGAUGAGGAAGGUGCUGCGGUUGGAGAAGAAACAGAGGCCUGUGAGCCUUCGUAAGAUGGACAUCUACAGGAAUAUGGCCCUUCAGCCCUUAUGCUUCUGUUGAGUAAACACAGAUGUCUGUAACCUUUCUGGAGGAAACCAAACCAAGUAUCAGUUAUGUCUGCUAUUUUGAAAGCAGCCGUGGCAGAGUUUUAUGAAAUAUUUUUAUGUGUUGAUAGUGCCUUAAGAGAUAAAACAGCUGAACAUACAGUGAAUGGGCUGGCCAGGCAGUGAGUCACUGAGAAAUUAGCAGUGAACAGUUACUUGAAAUAUGUGGGUGUGAGGUCAGGAUCAGAAUUGUUCAGGCACAGAGUUGGAGUUACGAGGUGGAAUAUAAACAGGAGAGAUUGGAGAUUAAUGUGAAUAACUUCUUGAUGGUUGAAACUAGGCCGUGAGAUACCAAGUUCAACUGCUCAAAGAAUGCAACUCUCUGAAUGAGAGACUGCUGGCAUACAGUGAAUGAAUCCUGCCAUGGGUUGGUGAUUCUCUCUCCUUCCUCAUUCAGGUUCCAGAACGUGCCUUCUCAUAUUGCUGUUCUUCUUCAGCUCAUGUACUCCUUUGUGCCUUGAAAGGACUGUCAGCUCUGGUCAUAGCAAGAAACAG
Pezoporus flaviventris is the source of this 2497-nucleotide messenger RNA. Its product is annotated as sodium/hydrogen exchanger 9B2-like. Gene Ontology annotation, molecular function: antiporter activity. The coding region runs from base 272 to 1909 and encodes 545 amino acids. The record is from RefSeq and is a predicted model, not a curated record. The transcript is spliced from 12 exons. NCBI's taxonomy places the organism in Eukaryota, Metazoa, Chordata, Aves, Psittaciformes, Psittacidae. Gene Ontology annotation, biological process: proton transmembrane transport. Gene Ontology annotation, cellular component: membrane.